AUGGCAAUUAAAACAUGGACUACUAGUUACAUGUUCAACCUAUUCUACUACCUUUUCGUCUCCCUUGCUAUCUCUGCUUUAGCUGCUCCGACAACUGUUUCGUCGCCCGAUGUGUACAGUUUCUCCAAAGCUUCUACGUUUUUCUUCGACAUUCCAAGGGACAAGAGAUCUGAUGAAACUUUAUUCGCUGAAAAUUUACGAUAA
Molecule: messenger RNA, 204 nt
Organism: Caenorhabditis briggsae
Lineage: Eukaryota; Metazoa; Nematoda; Chromadorea; Rhabditida; Rhabditidae
Exons: 2
Coding region: 1-204 (67 amino acids)
Source: RefSeq, a predicted model, not a curated record